AUGGUUUCUAAAGAAGCCAAGCCUAUCACCCUACACUUCCAGUACGGCUGUGCAGUUAUGGAGGACGGCACAACCAGAAACAUCUAUUUUACGAAUUACGACGAGACACUUAUGGAACGCGUAAACACCCUCAGAUACAACCGAUUGGAUUCUGCAUACGAGAGACGCGGGGCCGAUCGAAACCAGGUCGAGCGUUGGGUUAAGGGGAUUGAAUGGGUAUUCGCCAUCUAG
Messenger RNA from Penicillium arizonense, 231 nucleotides. RefSeq lists its product as uncharacterized. The coding region runs from base 1 to 231 and encodes 76 amino acids. Lineage: Eukaryota; Fungi; Ascomycota; Eurotiomycetes; Eurotiales; Aspergillaceae. The record is from RefSeq and is a predicted model, not a curated record. The transcript is spliced from 2 exons.